AUGAGGCAAGGAGGUAUCUCUGAGGGGCAGUCAACCUGGGAGUUCCAAGCUUGUGGACAACCAAUAGAUGGGAAAGUUAUUGGGAAAAAAUGGGCAGCUAAGCAUGAUGGUAGUAGCAUAGAUGCUAACAAAGUUAAGGCUAUGGUUGAGUGGCCUAUGCCAAAAUCAGUUAAAGAAGCAAGGGGUUUCCUAGGAUUAACUGUUUAUUACAGGAGGUUCAUUAACGGUUAUAGAAUCAUGGCUAAACCACUUACUGAAUUGCUAAAAAAGGAUCAAUUCCUGUGGAAUCCUCAGGCUACAACAACUUUUGAAGAGCUAAAGCAAGCUAUGAGUACAACCCCUAUACUGGCGCUACCAAACUUUGAUGUGAAAUUCAUUAUAAAACUGAUGCUUGUGGAAUGGGAAUUGGGGAUGUGUUAA
Molecule: messenger RNA, 420 nt
Organism: Nicotiana tabacum (common tobacco)
Lineage: Eukaryota; Viridiplantae; Streptophyta; Magnoliopsida; Solanales; Solanaceae
Source: RefSeq, a predicted model, not a curated record